This is a messenger RNA of Oncorhynchus tshawytscha (Chinook salmon), 3457 nucleotides long. Its product is annotated as E3 ubiquitin-protein ligase RNF182-like. Gene Ontology annotation, biological process: protein ubiquitination. Gene Ontology annotation, molecular function: ubiquitin protein ligase activity. The coding region runs from base 1327 to 2088 and encodes 253 amino acids. The record is from RefSeq and is a predicted model, not a curated record. Lineage: Eukaryota; Metazoa; Chordata; Actinopteri; Salmoniformes; Salmonidae. The transcript has a single exon.
AGGCACAACCUAGAUUCGAGCCAAUGUUUUAAGUAGUUGAACUCCAACAUCGUGAAAGUGACAAAUUGACACGUUUUCAUUUUCGUCAAAACAACUUUAUAUUGAAAGCGUGCCUUUGAUUUGACUGUCUGCACAAGCGCAGUUUGGCGCGAGACGACCAUUAGGAUGAAGUGUUUCUACGCAUGACGUCGCCUACAAGUGUGAUCAGCCUAUCUUCAUACUGGACUGUCUUUAAUUACAGUCAAUAGGUACAGUAGAUAAAAAACAUAGUUGUGGCAUCUGGAAGUCCACUACAGAGGAUAUUUCUUGAUAACCUCUAUGUAGCAUUCUCAUUUAAUGUGUUUUUUUUUACACAGUCCUGACACCUCACUUAACUGUUGCUGAGAUAUUCACUUAGGCCUACCAGAAACAAUUUGAAUAUCAAACUCAUAAAAAGUAUCAUUAAUAAUUAGCCCACACGCAAUUAUUUUCAAAUGUCCAUAAUAUGUGCUAAUUUUAAUGGUAGACAAGUUUUUUUAGAAUCAGGAAGUUAAAGUUUUCAAAGUCACACCCCCACACAUACGAUAUCACUGAAAAGCCCAGAAUGUCCUCUCAAAGGGACAACAGGACUUAAUACAGUAGCUUGUAUGGCCUCAGAGAUGCGGACCAAGAACGGAUGACCACUGGACAGGACAAAAAUGAAGGAGGAUAAAACAAUAGGAGCACAGAUUAUAUGAACACAGUUUAUGUCACAGUGGACCUUUCAUCUUUGCCUUUUUGACAGAGUGUAUUGUUUGAACUCAUGAGAUGUUUUGAUUUAAUUAUGGCGAAUCCCUUCUGUAUGGCAUGAUGGCGGCAGACUUUGUUAUCUCUACAUCGCCACUCGUUCUGACUCCCAGAGAGGGCUGAAAACGGUGUCUAUUGUCCUCCCCUAUCAACCCGGGCGGUUUCAACCAACCGAGAGGAAAGAUAACAACCAUGAACUGUGUGUCGAUCGUCGCCUUACUGUCUCCUCUCUCUGCGGCUGAGCAUAGAUCACUCCGGUGGAUUAACCCCAACCCUCGCAUCGAAGGGUCAUCACGAGCAUUACAUCACCGAUUCCCACACCCUGAAGCGUAAAAUGAUACCCAUUUCAUAUUUAACGAGCGGAUCUGAACACUGGUGAUGACGGGUGACGCCUGGAUUAAAUGUUUUUGACGUCGUGGGGAUUAUCCAAAUAUAUCAACAAUAUCAAAUUGGCUAUACAAUUCAUCAACGAGAUGAUGGCGCUUUUAUGAACGGGAGAUAGACGAACACUGUUAUCUACAUCUCUGCCUGUAGGCUCCUUUGUCUUCGUAGAGAAUGUGAAUGGCGAAAGAUGACAUGGCAGAGGUAGAUUCAGCAUCCAGUGGAGCGGAACCCACGCGCGGGCUGGAGAUAGCGUUCCCAUACGAGGAGUAUGAAUGCAAAAUAUGUUACAAUUAUUUCGACCUUGACCGUCGCGCACCCAAGAUUUUAGAAUGCUUGCACACAUUUUGCGAGGAGUGCCUGAACACUCUCCAUCUCCGCGAGGAGCGUCCAUGGCGAAUCAGCUGCCCUAUAUGUCGCCACAGGACGCCCGUGCCGGACUAUCGGAUACAAAACCUGCCCAAUAACACCAAGGUAACGGAGGAUUUCCCAUUGUACAUUGACUCUGACCCUCUGCCUCAGGAUGCCUUGCCCCUCUACCCUCCUCCGUUGCACCCCGCACUCGUCGCCCUCAGGCGCGAGGAGGCAUCGGGGGCGUCCACGAGCCAAGCUACCCCCUCCACUACCUUGUCCACCGCCACUACCCUCUCCCAGGACUCCGUGCGCUAUGACAGCUGUCAGAGCUGCAAGCGGGUUGCCCUGACUACGGGCUGUGUGUGUGUGAUAUUCUCCUUUCUGUCCAUGCUGGUUCUGCUCUUCAUGGGCCUGAUCUUCGUGCACAGUCACAGCAACCCGCCCUCGCCCGCGGGCCCCAUCUGCCUGUCGGUGGCCAGCAUCCUAGCCAUGUUCUCGGUGGUCGUCACGUGGCUGAUCUGCUGGUUAAAAUACAGACCAGAUCACGAGUCAGGCCGCUCGUCUGGAACGAAUAGGAGGAACGCCUGAUGAUGAAGAUGCUAAUCAUGAUGAUAAUGUGAUGUGUGUGUGAUUACGUAAAUACUGCUGUAUACUAGCAUAAUGUCCCUCCCUCCCUUCACUUUUUGUUGUUGUCGAAAUAAACAUUGUCCGGAAUGGCCUUUUAACAGUAGGAUAUAGCAAGCACCAUGUAAACACCUUCAUCUGCUUAUUGAGAACUAAGCCUACAGUAGCCUACCAUUGAUACAUUCAUACAGGCACUUGUAUGUCUACCUAUGGCAGGUUUCUAUGAUGAUGGGUAACCUUGCCUGAGACCUAAAUUAACUGCCUGUCGCUCCCAGAACAGACUGGUUGAUUGCUGGUUGAUUGAGUUGAGGACUGUGGUUUGAUAACAGUUUCCUGAAAAGUAUACAUCACUAUGCCUCUCACUGCAUGAAAACCUGUCCUCCCUCCCAUGCAUCUCAAAGACGCACCUGCCCAUGUUAUUGUAGUGUGGGCUACACAAUUCCACAUGAAUAGUUUGAGAUUUUGUAUCAUGCCUAUAACAGACCCACUCAUUUGAGAAGUCACUAAUAUAUGUAAUUGACAAGUCACUCAGGUAAGAUGUGUAAAUAGUACAGUAUCUGUGAAGAUAGGAGAGGUGUCCUUACCGCUAUUUAAAUUGACAUGGUGUUUAGGUUACCAAGAAUAGGUCUAGAGAACAGGUGCCUGCUACAUUCCUAUUUUAAAAGGUCUCCGGUUGUAGGCCUACUGUACACUUGUGUACAUCUCCCUGGCCUUUCUGCUGUCUGUGUAGUCAGAUCAUCAUCAUCUGCCAGGCCUCUGAAAGUAUCCUCUUCCCUUCCUCCUGCCUGUCGACUGAUCAUCGCCACCGGUCUGACAGACAGUGAAGGUGAAAGCAAGGUUCCUUCCCACCAUAUUGCUUUGAGUCUUGUUGUCAUUCACUUCAGAUCAUUGAUGAGAACCUUGAAGAAGGGAGGAGGCAUUUCCUCCUUUUCGAUUGAGGCGCUAAUUUACCCCUCUCUUUAGGUGGUUGAAGAUGCACUCCAGGAUCUAAAGCACAACAAAUUCCUAACAUAUUGCACAAAUGUGAUUUGUAACAGUCACACGAAAUAGAUGACGUUCUACACAAUUGGAUGACGUAGUAGGCUACACAAAAAACAGAUCCGUUUCGGCUGGUGAGCACCACUUUCAAAACUACUGGCUGAAAUUAUAGAAAAGCUCUGGAGUGCAUCUUUAAUUGCCAUGUGCUUGACAGGUUUCCAAAGCAAACAGAUUCCUCUGGCCUGUUGCCUGUGUAACCGAUGUGAAAUGGCUAGCUAGUUAGCAGGGUGCGAGCUAAUAGCGUUUCAAUCGGUGACGUCACUCACUCUGAGACCUUGAAGAAGUUGUUCCCCUU